AUGAAAUUUAUAAAGUUGUGUACGCUGGCAUUGACAAGUGUUUCCGCUCGACAAAAUCCGGCUAAAGGGUUUUUUGCAUCAACAAAAAAUAAUCUGAUGGUAAGUAGUAAUCUUAUAGGACAAGAAUCCCAGAGUUCAUUAUUAAAAGCUUCACAUGCCACUGAAAAAAAAGACAAAAAAGAAAAAAAGGAAAAAUCUAAAUUAAAGUUAAAAAAUCAUCUUAAGGCAUUAGGACAGAAUAAAAAUGAACUCAAAGAAGCCAAGGCGCACACAAAUGAAAGUUCUAGUAACUUAAAAAACCAGAACGGUGAAAAGGGCUCUAAACCUAAAAAAUCUUCAAACUUAAAAUCAAAAAAAAGUUCUUCAAUGACUACUAAAAAAGAUAAAGAUACAAAAAAGUCUGUUGAAUCGGACAAUCCCGAGGGAGAAGAUGAAACUAAAGGUCAGAAAGACGAAUCCAAAAAAGGAAAGAGUAAGAAAGGAUCUAAAAAAGAGGCGCAAUCUAAUGUAAGCAAGUCUGAUCCCAAACCUAAAGAAGGUAAAUCUAAAAAAGAUGGCAUUACUGAAAGUUCUGAAACAGAAAAAAAACCAGAAGAAGAGAAAAAAGGAAAAUUAAAAGAAGAAAACGACAAAAACGGCGAUGCUGACACGCAGAAAAAAGAAAAGAGCAAGAAUAAACUUAAUUUACUUGAAUACAACCAAGGCCUUUUGCAAUCUAGCGAACUUAAGGAUUCAAAGAACUUGAAGAUGUCAGAAGAAAGUUCAGCUGAAGAUUCCAACGAUGAGGAAGAAUCCAACGAAUAA
Vairimorpha ceranae is the source of this 804-nucleotide messenger RNA. RefSeq lists its product as hypothetical. Lineage: Eukaryota; Fungi; Microsporidia; Nosematidae. Bases 1 to 804 code for a protein of 267 amino acids. The transcript has a single exon. The record is from RefSeq and is a predicted model, not a curated record.